UGUGUUAACCACAACCAACAUGCUGGAUCUCUGUUUAGGGGUCAGUGCUCUAAAAUGAGUCUCUCUGGGGAGAGAGAGGAGGGGGGCCCUGCCUCUAAAAUGAGCCUCUCUGGAGAGAGAGAAGAGGGACCUGCCUCUAAAAUUAGUCUCUCGGGAGAGAGAGAAGAUGGACCUGCCUCUAAAAUUAGUCUCUCUGGGGAGAGAGAGGAGGGGGUCCCUGCCUCUAAAAUUAGUCUCUCUGGGGAGAGAGAGGAGGGGGUCCCUGCCUCUAAAAGGUGUCUCUCUGGGGAACAUCACACCAAAGCUAACAGCCCAAUCAAGCAGGAGAGACCAGCCUCCCCUGUUCCCAGCUGUGUGUCCAUGAAGAGUGACAAGUCUAUGGGUGUACCUAUAUUCUUCAGAGAGGAAGAUAUGUAUACUGAACAAAGAAACCAACAGGAGAGAUCAGAGUCAGAGAUUCUCAGUGUUCAGUCUUCCCAGAGUCAUCAAACAGACCUGGCCUCCAUAUUCAGUUUGCUUGAACAGAAUAUUAUGACAUUUGUGAAGAACGAGCUGAAGAUGUUCAAGAGGAUUCUUAGUCCAGAACUCCCAGAAGGCUUUGAGAGUCAGGAGCAGGAUAAGGAAGUGGUGGAUGCUGAAGAUGAGCAGCAGGAGAGCAGUGCCAGAGAGGGGGCUCUGAAGAUCACACUGCACAUCCUGAGGAAAAUGAACCAGAAGGAGCUUGCUGACACACUGGAGAAAUGUAAGAUCUGUCUGCCUCAUGUUGAAUGCUGUUUUAUAACAUUUAAAAGCUGUAGCUAAAGUACAGCUAAAGUAGCUGUGUAACUCAAUGAUAUUGUA
This is a messenger RNA of Oncorhynchus nerka (sockeye salmon), 840 nucleotides long. RefSeq lists its product as uncharacterized. The transcript is spliced from 4 exons. Bases 55 to 801 code for a protein of 248 amino acids. The record is from RefSeq and is a predicted model, not a curated record. NCBI's taxonomy places the organism in Eukaryota, Metazoa, Chordata, Actinopteri, Salmoniformes, Salmonidae.